Messenger RNA from Aspergillus uvarum CBS 121591, 409 nucleotides. RefSeq lists its product as uncharacterized. NCBI's taxonomy places the organism in Eukaryota, Fungi, Ascomycota, Eurotiomycetes, Eurotiales, Aspergillaceae. The record is from RefSeq and is a predicted model, not a curated record. The coding region runs from base 196 to 366 and encodes 56 amino acids. The transcript has a single exon.
GAACAUCUAAACCUUACUCUUAACCAGUACUACGUGGUGGAGUUUACUUGGUGGAGCGGGAAGAGAUGGUUUGAGGUAUGAUUUCGUCCGCGAAUAUUGUGGGAUGAUGGGGUGCUGAUGUCUUUAUAUAGUGUUGGUGGGAUGGAGGUGUGAUGGUUUAUAUAGUACCGGUUGGGUGAUUAGUUGCUUUGUUGAAUGGGGUUUUGGAGGUGGAAGAGAGGGAGGCUGGAUCUCGUGCUGUUUCUGUCUCAAAUUCUGGCAAUGAAGAUGAUUCUCUUGAUGAGUGUGUUUGGUGUGAGGGUGUUACGGUUGGGGACGGAGAUAUGUAGCAGGGGUGGUGAUGGUGGCCAUCUACUGGGAUUGUAAGGUAGCAUGAGUAAUAUCAGGUAGUGGACUAGGGUACUCAAGC